AUGAGCGCCUCUGACAAACGCCGCGUACACGGCGUCACUGGAACCCACGUCCUGCGGACGGCCUCGUCCGCGCGGCAUGCCUACCACAGCUCCAGCAGCUCUGCCGGGGCGGGCUCCCCCAUCAGCGCCCACGCAGGCAGCGGCCCAGGCAGCAGCCACUUGCCCGCCGUGCCCCAGCGCGUGGCCGUGGUUAACGCCAGCGCCCUCAGCGACGACACUGACGACACCAACAAGGACAAGGACAAGGAAAAAGACAUGAGUCCAGGGACGACGACGACGACGAGUGGCGCCAGCACACCCGUCACCCGCACCGCCUCAUCGCGCACGGCUAAGGAAAAGCAGCGGGAGCGGGACCGCGAGCGCGAGUCGGCGAGCCUCGCGGCGCAGGUCCGCCAAAAGGACGAGCGUAUCGCAUACCUUGAGCGCGAAAUGGACACGAUGGAGCGCGAGUUCCAGCACCAGCUCGAUAAGCUCAGCGCCAACGAGAGCGAGACGGCCACCUUUUGGCAGGCUAAGCACAGCGCACUGAACCAGCAGUACUUACGGACCGACACGGAGCUGCGGCUGCUGCGGGCCGAAGUCGACGUCCGCGAGGCCGAGCGCGCCGAGCUGCGCCAGGGCUGGGAGGUGCUCCGACGAGAGCUCAUGGAGCGAGAUGAAGAGAUGCGCGGGUUGCGGGGGCAGGUGAGGGGCCUUAAAGAGUUUGUGAGCACGAGUACGCGCGCCGACGGGCAGACGAGCGACGAGGUCUUUGGCGACGGCAUGGCGCGGCUGGGGAACGGGCUGCAGAACUGGGUGAUUUCGCAUUUCCGAAAAGCGAGGCUAGAUUUGCCAAGUUUAGAUGAGGAGACUACGGCGGAAAUCAGUGAGCUGGUGCCCAUGUACGAAGAGCUGGCCAAGACGGCCAAGGUGCAUCUUUUGCAGUCGAUUGUGUCGCGCAUCUUUGUCGACAUGAUUUUUGAUUCGUACUUUGUCGGCCUCUCCGACAGCCAGACUCGGCUUUUCCGGCAGAUGGAAGAGGUACUCGCCUCGCUUUGCGGGCCAACGCAGCACGAGCCCGUGAACCAGUGGCGCGCCGCCACGCUCACGCUCCUGCGGCGGGAAGCGGCGCCUCAAGCGCACCUUCAAGACGACACGGCCGUCUUUGCCGAGCACGUCGUCUCCCGUACCAACCACGUGCUCGACCGGCUGACGGGCAGCGAGGGCAGCAGCGCCCGGGACGCGGCGCUGCGGGUGCUCGUCAACAACGCUGUGGAGCUUGCGCGGCUCCUGGUGGUGCAAAAGGCGGUGCUGCGCGUGUACAUGCCGAAGGUGCAGCCACACCAGCGUGUGCUGUUUGACCCGAGCACGAUGGAGGACGUGGGCGGCCUCGAGGACGACGACGAGGACGGUCUGGGGCCAACGCGCGAGGUGGCAUGUGUAGUGUUUCCGGGUGUGGUGAAGCAUGGGGACGAGCACGGCACGCAGCUGCAGUACCGCAACAUGAUUUGCAAGGCCAAGGUGGUGUGCAGGCAGGAGUAA
Cordyceps militaris CM01 is the source of this 1521-nucleotide messenger RNA. RefSeq lists its product as uncharacterized. The record is from RefSeq and is a predicted model, not a curated record. Lineage: Eukaryota; Fungi; Ascomycota; Sordariomycetes; Hypocreales; Cordycipitaceae. The transcript has 2 exons. Bases 1 to 1521 code for a protein of 506 amino acids.